This is a messenger RNA of Pedinophyceae sp. YPF-701, 1818 nucleotides long. NCBI's taxonomy places the organism in Eukaryota, Viridiplantae, Chlorophyta, Pedinophyceae. The record is from the annotation of a GenBank genome assembly.
AUGGUGCGCCUGUUUGUGGGCGGCCUUCGGGAAGACGUCACCGCGGAGAUGCUCGCGAGCCGCUUCAAGCCGUUCGGCGUCGUCGGUCACAUCGAGAUUGUGCCGCAGACGGACCAGGACGGCCGAGCGACCAGCCGCUGCAAGGGGUUCGGCUACGUCGAGCUGGAGCCCGCAGAUGACAAGUCGCUGGCGAAGUGCAUCAGCCUCUACCACAAUAGCAAGUGGCGGGGCGCCACGCUGCGCGUCGAGCCCGCGAAGCCCAGCUAUUUGGACAAAUAUGGAGUCACUUGGCUAGGCGUGGCUUCCGAGGACGAAGACCGGCCCGGCGACGACGCCGCCGCCGGCCCAGCCGCCGCCCCGCUGCGCGCCAAGGUCCACGUCGUUCUCCAGGGCAAGCCGAGCGCGAUCAUCCGGCCGGAGACCGUCGAGGUGGAGAUCCCGGAUGGUCCCGGCGGCGGCGGUCACGCGCGCAGCGCGCACGGGGGCCGCACGCGCGCUCCCCGGGUCGGCGCGCAGCGGCGCUGGUGGAGCGGCGCGGCGAUCCGGCCGGGCGUGCAGGUGUCGAGCUACGGGGAGCUGUAUCGGGAGGAGACUGGGCGCGACGCGCGCGCGAUGCUGGACGGCGACGUGUGCGCGGAGGGGGGCAGCGGGGAGGCGCGCGGGUCGGGCGAGGGCGUCGUGGACGAGAUGGAGGCUCUGCGCGAGCACCGCUGGGCGGUCGCGGCGGAGGCGGAGGCGCGGGCGGGCGCUGCGGCGGAGGCGGCGCGGGCCGCUGCGGCAGCGCACGGCGCGCAGGUGGCGCACGCGUAUCCGAGCGACAGCGACGACGGGGAGCACGGGCGCGCGCCGGCGGCCGUGCGGCACGAGCCGCCGUCCGCGGGGACGCGCCCGCUGGCGACGGCGAUGCGGGCCCACUCCGCGGCGGUGCUCGGCGCGCACUCGCUCUCGCACAGCGGGCACGGCGGCGCGCAGAAGCGCGUGACGUUCGCAGCGGUGCCCGCGAGCCACGCCGAGGCCGGCGCGGGCGCCGACGCGGUCGUGCGCGCCGCCCCGCACUCCCCCGCGCAGUCCCCCGGGGAGGUGCGCGGGGGAGCCAAACACAAGUCGACGUUCCAGCUCAAGCUCGCGCAGGCGCGCGCGAAGCUCGAGCACCGCUCGCAGUUCCACGGCUUCGAUUUCGGCCUUAGCAGCGGGGAGCUGUCGGGGUUCUCGACGGGCCACGACUCGUCGUCGCCACGCGGCCUCCUGUACAGUGGGCACGGGGGCAUGUGGGGGUCGGUCGUGGGCGGGCUCCGCAGCGACGACGACGGCGAGGAGCACCACCACGCCGGGCCGCGUCGCGGAACGCCCGGGCCGGACUGCGCGUCGGCGGGGCGGCGGGGCAGCGGCGGCGCCGAGCACCACAGCACGGCCGAGGGCGGCGCGGCGCGGCGGCGGUCGCGGAAGCACGCGCGGGCGGAGUCGGAGGAGCGCGCGGUGGACUUUAUGGACGAUGGCGACCGCGCGGCGGUGCAGGCGGGCGCCGCGUCGGCGAAGGCCCUCGGGCGGUUCGCGAGCGACUCCGAGGCGAGCGAGUCCAGCGAGGAGGGGCGCGGGGGAGCAGGGCGCGCGCGGGGGCGGCCGCAGGGGCAGGCGCGGGCGAAGGCGGGCAGGGGGGGCAAGGGGCCUGCACGGUCGGCGGGUUCGGGCCUGCAGGCGAGCCUGGGGGCGUUCCUGGGCGGCCUGACGGUCGAGGACGAGAGGUUCAGCGAGCAGGAGGCGCUGAAGGCGGUGCGCCGGCCGUCGAAGCGCGGCAAGAUGGCAGGUGCGCCGCGAUGA